AUGCCUUGGCACCUUCCCCGCCAAACACAUCACUUGGAUCAAACAGGAGUGAGCACAGACACUGACAGAUCAAAGGAGCAAAUGGAACAACAAGACGAGCACGACGCCCACAAGAACUUCGCCUCCAGGUACCUAUGCCAUCCCAAUCCCGCCAUCGCGAUCCUGACAUGGAUCAUCACCAUUCUCCUCGUCCUCGGCUUGCUCUUCGCGUGCCUGCUGCUCGUCACUUACAUCGCCUUCCACCCCAAAUCGCCCAAGGUCCACAUCCGCGACAUCGCCGUCCGGCACCUCGGGGCCGUCAUAGCCUCGCCCACCACCUUCUUCUCCACGGCGCUCCUCAAGGCGGACCUGGGCUUGAUCCUCGACGUGGCCAAUCCAAACACGCGCCUCAAGAUCCUCUUCGAUGACAUCCACCUCAACGUCUUCUUCGACGACAUCCGGGUGGGCGAGGCGGUGCUCGCGGGGUUCUCGCAGGCCAAGCGCUCAGCCCUGGCGAGCGUGGAGAAGGACGUGGAGUCGGACGGCGUGGUGCUGCCGCGGGCGGUGGCCUCCAGCUUGCUGAGGGCGCUGGCGCAGCAGAGGAUCUCCUUCCGGGUGGUGAUUCGAGUGAAGAUCCGGUUCCAGAUCGGGAAGCUCAAGACGCCCAGGCUGAAGUUUGUGGAGAGGUGCGAUUUGGAUGUGAGGCCCCUGGCCACCUUCACCAGGGAGAGCGUGCUUAGAAAGAACUUCGCGACGAGAGGACCGAUCGAAGCGGAUGAUUCUGAGCUACGCGACGAGCGAUUUCAAGCCUCAAUUUGCUUGUUCUUUUUCUUGGUUUUGUUGGACGGGCAGGCAGGCAGGAUCGAUUGCUGGAAACCUGUCACACUUGUGGAGGAGGAGAUUCCAGUGGCCAGGUGCUGUGCGUUUUCGAGUGAAGAGAAGUCGGCUCUUUUAAACCAGCUGCAAUAA
This is a messenger RNA of Selaginella moellendorffii, 948 nucleotides long. Its product is annotated as NDR1/HIN1-like protein 3. Lineage: Eukaryota; Viridiplantae; Streptophyta; Lycopodiopsida; Selaginellales; Selaginellaceae. The record is from RefSeq and is a predicted model, not a curated record. The transcript is spliced from 3 exons. The coding region runs from base 1 to 948 and encodes 315 amino acids.